This is a messenger RNA of Poecile atricapillus (Black-capped chickadee), 8730 nucleotides long. Its product is annotated as sodium channel protein type 5 subunit alpha-like. The transcript has 27 exons. The record is from RefSeq and is a predicted model, not a curated record. Lineage: Eukaryota; Metazoa; Chordata; Aves; Passeriformes; Paridae. The coding region runs from base 2548 to 8229 and encodes 1893 amino acids. Gene Ontology annotation, molecular function: protein binding; voltage-gated sodium channel activity. Gene Ontology annotation, biological process: sodium ion transmembrane transport; neuronal action potential; membrane depolarization during action potential. Gene Ontology annotation, cellular component: plasma membrane; voltage-gated sodium channel complex; axon.
UUAUUUCGUUUGCUUGUUAAUAAAAUGGUAAUAAAAGAAAAAAAAAUAAAAUAAAUAACGGGGAAGAAAGGAGCGGAAAGGAUGCCCGGUUCAGAGCGUGUCGCGGAGGAGGAAUGAGUAGCGCCGGGGUUUUCCCUUCCCCAAAGUUUCCCUCCCCGACCGUCACCGCGACCGUCCCGUCCGAGCAGGGCGGCAGAGAGGGAGCGGGGCUGGAGCAGAGGGAAGUUGGCAGAGCAAAGCUUGCGCUGGGCUGUGGAAGCAGAGGAUUUAAAAUCUUAUAGAUAUAGAUGCGUAUUGCUCUUUAAAGGUAAUUCUGGCCGAGAACCGGUUUAGUUUCCAUCUUGCCCCCGCACCCAGAAGUGCCGGGAAGAACACAGAAAAUACUCUGCGAUUGUUCAGUUGAUGUUAUGUGGUGUCAGAUGUGUUGGAGUGGAAAUCUAGUGGCAGGUGUUGAAGGGAAGAAAUGAGCUGGAAUGGUUAUUACUGUGGUGGCAGGGAAAACGUAUUGUUCUUCUGUAUGGCAAGGGUGUUACUGGUAUUACUUGUUGUAAGAUCUGACAUAUUUUAAGUGUGUUUCUUAAUGGCACUGAGCACGUCAAAGCUGUUUGUAGAACACCUUUGCUUAAAAAAUGGGGAGUUUUACAGGCACAAAUUAAAAACUUGACUUGGCUCAUGUAAAUAAAAGCAAAAUGGGGAGAGCUCUGCUGCGCUUCAUCAAGGUGAUCAUGAUUUUAUUGAGGCAACCCCGAGGGGAACAGUGACACACUGGGAGCACUGUGAGAGAGAAUGAAAGCUAAAUUAAAGCAAAACUUAUGCAAUCAAAGUGUGGCUGCAAUGGGAAUAAAUCAGACCUUUCAGUUUUAUUUUUCUUGGAGAUUUGGGUGGAAGAGGUGGAGAUGAGCUUCUAAAAAGCAAAGAAAUACACAAGCCAGGCACAUCUAUGGCAACAGGUCUCAUUUUGCCAUGCAAAGGGUGAGCUGAGCCUUGUGAGUGCUUGAGCCAAGCUUUUCCAGUCACAAGUGGGGCAGUGGCUGCUCCUGCAGACAAGCCUUGGAUCUGGAGUUGGUGGCCCUGAUUUCUCCCACCGCCAGCCUGGCGAGCAGCUCUUCCCAAAACACAGGGCGGAUGGUGGAAUAAACACAGUGAUUCAAAGAGGAUUUGUCAAUACUAAAAAUAAGCAGGCCCACAGAUGUGUCCUAGGGGGUCAUGUCCAGGCACAGCAUUUUCGGGACCAAUGAGCCGAUUUCGGUGAUUUUCUGUCUGUGUGUCCUGUCCAAGGUGCUGAAGUUCAUUUUGCUGUAAUUUCCCAGGAUUUUGGGGUUUGGCAGAAGUGGUCUUGGAGACUUCCUGUCAUCUUAAACCAGCGAGGGGUUCCCCCCCGGGUUGUAUGAAGAAAAAGCAGGGAUGUGUUUUCAGACACGUAUGUUUGAUCCGUCCUUUUGGCGUGGGGAAGCAGACCAGGUGGAGACGCAGAUGGAUCCAGCAGAUCCUAUAAGCUUAUGGUGGCAGAGAAUUGGAAAGGUCAGAGCUGUGAGGCAGUGAGGAGUGAAACCCUCUUGCUCUGAUGGACCAAGGAAGUGGUGGUUUUGGAAGUGUCACUUCUGCUGGUUCGGGUGCAUUGCCUUGAUGAGACUCCUGGUUCCGAAAACACUGAAGGGAGCCCAGAGUCAGGAUAAGAUGGGAAUGAUACAACUGGAAUUGGAGUGAUGUCCACUGGUUUUGUUAAUAUUUUUUUAUUCUGGUACAGUUUUUUUUUAAGUGGAAAAUGUGGUUGACAGAGAGUUUCAGAGACAGAGGGUCCUCAAUAAAAAAUGUCGUGUGUUUUUGGGGCAAAUGUCUCAACACGUAAGCAGUGGAAGUUGUGGUAUUUUUAGAUUAAUGUGCCAAAAGGUCUCAGCCUUGAGUAGUGGAGUUUAUGUAACUUUGGUAGGGGGCAGAUCACAGUACUGCCAGAAAUAAUCACAGAUUAAUGUUUUACUGAACUUGCUCAUGAUUGGAGUUGGAUGUUGUAACACGGUUUUUCUCAGUUCUUGCCGCUCACUCUGAAUCAUCCAUAGUGCAGCUUUGCUCUUCUGUCUGAGGCUCUGAGGGUUUUACAAGCACCAAGGGUCAGCUUCUAAAGCUGGAGUUCUCACACAGAAGUGGUUUGUGCUGCAAGGAGCCCUGCAGAUUUAAAGCAUGCCAGGGCUCUGUACAGUGUGGCAGGGAACGGAUCCUGUUUCAUGCCCUCAAUCAUUCGUCAGAGGUCACAAAGGUAUUCAGUUGCAUCAUUGGGUAUGUAGCCUAAAUACCUUGACCAUGAAGGGGGUAUGUAGACCACGAGACUUUGUGACUCUGAAUGACAGCUCAUGGGUACAGACUUUAAAACUGCAACAGAGUUGAGAGCAUUUUAUUCCUGGCUUGAACGAGAAAGUGGCCUCGGUUCUUGCUGUGAUGGACUAACACCUGUGGCACCAGCUCCCAGCUGCCAAGACCUUUACAUGUUACAGGAAAAGCUGUUUCCACUACUAGGAGUAAAGACCAGUAAAGACAGAGCAGGAUGAAAAGAUGGCUGACUUCUUGUUACCACCGGGUACUAACAGCUUCCACCGGUUCACGCCCGAGUCCUUGGCUGCCAUCGAGAAGCGAAUUGCAGAGAAGCUCGCAAGGAAUGCCAAGCAGGAAUACAGAGAGCAGCUGGGCGAGGAAGAGAAACCUCAGCCUCAGUUUGACUUGCAAGCUUGCAAGAAGCUGCCUGAUAUAUAUGGGACUGUUUCUCCAGAGCUCAUUGGGGAGCCCUUGGAGGACAUCGACCCUUUCUACAAUGACCGUAAGACAUUUAUAGUACUGAACAAAGGGAAGACAAUCUUUCGAUUUAGUGCCACUCCUGCCUUGUAUAUACUUAGUCCUUUCCAUCCAAUCAGAAGAGCAGCAAUUAAAAUUUUGGUACAUUCAUUGUUCAGUAUGUUUAUUAUGUGCACUAUUUUAACUAAUUGUGUGUUCAUGGCACAAUCAGAGACUCCGUCAUGGAAUAAAUAUGUUGAGUACACUUUCACUGGCAUUUACACUUUUGAGUCAUUGAUAAAAAUAUUGGCGAGAGGAUUUUGCAUGACAGAAUUCACCUUCCUUCGGGAUCCGUGGAACUGGCUGGAUUUCAGUGUUAUUGUCAUGGCAUACAUAACUGAAUUUGUGGACCUGGGCAAUGUCUCAGCCUUACGAACGUUCAGAGUACUGCGGGCGCUGAAAACAAUCUCAGUCAUUUCAGGACUGAAGACCAUUGUAGGGGCUCUUAUCCAGUCUGUUAAGAAACUUGCAGAUGUGAUGAUCCUGACCGUUUUCUGCUUGAGUGUCUUUGCCCUCAUAGGCCUCCAGCUCUUCAUGGGAAACUUGAGACACAAAUGUGUCAGGGAUUACACCAUGUUUAACUUCACCAAUGGCUCCUUGUACUUGGAUGGUAGGACGUGGAACAACUCAGAGGAAUUUCUUAGUGAUCCAGUGAACUAUUUCAUAAAAAAUGGUACAGAAGAUGUGUUACUGUGUGGCAACAGCACUGAUGCUGGCACGUGCCCUGAGGGAUAUAUAUGUCUGAAGGCUGGGGAAAACCCUGACCAUGGUUACACAAGCUUUGAUACUUUUGGUUGGGCUUUUCUCUCCUUGUUUCGUCUUAUGACUCAAGAUUACUGGGAACGUCUUUACCAACAGACUCUCAGAUCUGCUGGGAAGAUCUACAUGCUUUUUUUCAUGCUGGUCAUCUUUCUGGGCUCGUUUUACCUGGUCAAUCUGAUUCUGGCUGUUGUGGCUAUGGCAUAUGAGGAGCAGAACCAAGCCACUAUUGCUGAAACAGAGGAGAAAGAAAGAAAAUUUCGGGAAGCCAUGGAGAUGUUGAAGAAAGAGCAAGAGGCACUUGCCACUAAAGGAAUUGAUUCAAUGUCACUCAGCUCAUUGGAAAUGUCACCUAAAAGUGCAAAAGAAAGAAGAAAUAAGAGAAAGAAAAAGAAAUCUUUAGGGGCAGAUGAGUAUGGGGAAGACCAAAGGAAUCCCAAGUGUGACUACGAUGAUGGUCAAAGGAGGAUGACCUCCCCCUCGGAUGAGGCAAGCAAGAAACAGCUUUUAAUGCCCCACCGGCCCUCAGUGGACCACUCAGACGAGCCCUUUCAGAGGCAGAGGGCAGUGAGUGCUGUCAGCAUCAUCACCAGUGCCCUGGAAGAGCUUGAGGAAUCACACCAGAAAUGUCCUCCCUGCUGGAACCACUUUGCUGUUAAAUUCCUCAUUUGGGAUUGCUGCCCGCUUUGGCUUUUAAUCAAGAAAUUUGUCAAAUUUGUGGUAAUGGACCCAUUUACCGACCUCACCAUCACCCUCUGCAUUGUGCUGAACACGCUCUUCAUGGCCUUGGAGCAUUACAAGAUGACGAAGGAGUUUGAGCACAUGCUGUACAUAGGCAAUUUGGUCUUCACUGGGAUUUUCACAGCAGAAAUGAUCUUCAAAGUAAUUGCCCUCGACCCCUACUACUAUUUCCAACAGGGCUGGAAUAUUUUUGACAGCAUAAUUGUUAUUCUAAGCCUGAUGGAACUGGGUUUGUCCAGCAUGGGAAACCUGUCUGUUUUACGCUCCUUUCGACUGCUGCGAGUCUUCAAGUUGGCAAAGUCCUGGCCGACCUUAAACACACUCAUUAAAAUCAUUGGUAACUCAGUGGGUGCCCUCGGUAACCUCACUCUCGUGCUGGCCAUCAUCGUCUUUAUUUUUGCCGUGGUAGGAAUGCAGCUUUUUGGGAAAAGCUACUUGGACAAUGUGAAGAAGAUAAGCACGACUGGCAAUCUGCCACGGUGGCACAUGAAUGACUUCUUCCACUCCUUCCUCAUCAUCUUCCGAAUUUUGUGUGGAGAGUGGAUCGAGACCAUGUGGGACUGUAUGGAAGUAGCUGGGCAGCCACUGUGCCUUCUCGUCUUCUUGUUGGUCAUGGUGAUAGGAAACCUGGUGGUGCUCAACCUGUUCCUUGCCUUGCUGCUGAGCUCCUUCAGCGCCGACAACCUCUCAGCCCCAGACGAGGACGGGGAGAUGAACAACCUGCAGCUCGCUUUUGCCCGCAUCAACAGGGGCCUUCAGUACGCCAAAAAAGCCGCGUGGAACUUCUGCUGCAACGUCCUCCGGCACCCCAAGACCACGGCUGAGAAGAAAGCGAUGAUGAAACUGGCGGCCCAGAACCCAGGAGCCCUCAACAACUGCGUGAACAGCCACACCACCGCCGAGCUUGGCAAAGACAUGGAGAACCACAAGGAGAACCGAGCUGAGGAUGGGGUGAAUAAAAAUGGAGAGAAACACCCGGCAAUUACAGAUGAUGACUUUAUGACCAAUCCUGACCUGUCCAUUUGUGUUCCUAUUGCUGUGGGAGAGUCGGAUAUCGAGGAGGAGGAUGAGGAGCAGAGCACCUUUACAGAAAUGGAGCAGCAGGAAAAGCAGCUGCAGCUGAGGGGGCAGCGAUGCCAAAGCCCAGGCGUCCGGAGUCAGAACUCUGAGAUUUAUGAAGAGUUAAGUGAGUUGCACGUGGAUAAGCAGUUGAAGGCUGAGCCACCACCUCCAGUAGGGCAAAAAGAGCUUGAUGAAAUCAGUCUUUCUGAAGGCAGCACAGUGGAUUUGACAAAUCCUGCAGAGCUGCUGGAGCAGAUCCCCGAGUUUGCUGAGGAGCUGAUGGAACCUGAAGAUUGCUUCCCCGAAGUCUGUGUGAGAUUCUUCCCAUGCUGUUCAGUGGACAUCACAAAAUUUCCAGGCAAAAUUUGGUGGAGGCUGCGAAAGACCUGCUACAGAAUUGUUGAGCACAACUGGUUUGAAACGUUCAUCAUCUUCAUGAUCCUGCUGAGCAGUGGAGCCCUGGCCUUUGAAGAUAUUUACCUUGAAGAUCGAAAAAACAUUAAAACCAUGCUGGAAUAUGCUGACAAAGUAUUCACUUACAUCUUCGUCUUAGAGAUGCUCCUCAAGUGGGUGGCUUAUGGCUUCAAGAAAUAUUUCACCAACGCCUGGUGCUGGCUGGACUUCCUCAUUGUAGAUGUCUCUUUAAUCAGCCUGGUUGCCAACACCCUUGGAUACUCGGAGAUGGGUCCCAUCAAAUCACUCAGGACCCUCCGGGCUCUGCGGCCGCUGAGAGCGUUGUCACGGUUUGAGGGGAUGAGGGUGGUGGUGAAUGCCCUUGUGGGAGCCAUCCCUUCCAUCAUGAACGUUCUGCUCGUCUGCCUCAUCUUCUGGCUCAUCUUCAGCAUCAUGGGAGUGAACCUCUUUGCUGGGAAGUUUGGGAAGUGCAUUAAUAAGACAGAAGGAGAUAUGCCUUUGGACUCUAAAAUUAUUAACAACAUGAGUGACUGCAUACUUUACAACGUGUCAGGCACGUUUUACUGGACAAAAGUUAAAGUUAACUUCGAUAAUGUUGGUGCUGGGUACCUGGCUCUGCUACAAGUGGCCACAUUUAAAGGCUGGAUGGAUAUUAUGUAUGCAGCAGUGGAUUCAAGAGAGUGCGAGGAGCAGCCUGAAUGGGAAUUUAAUUUAUACAUGUACCUUUACUUUGUGAUUUUCAUCAUCUUCGGGUCUUUCUUCACAUUGAACCUCUUCAUUGGUGUCAUCAUUGACAAUUUUAACCAACAAAAGAAAAAGAUAAGUGGCCAGGACAUCUUCAUGACAGAAGAGCAGAAAAAAUAUUAUAAUGCAAUGAAAAAGCUGGGAUCUAAGAAACCUCAAAAGCCAAUCCCAAGGCCACUGAACAAAUACCAAGGUUUUAUUUUCGAUGUCGUCUCGAAACAAGCCUUCGAUGUCUCCAUCAUGAUUCUCAUCUGCCUUAACAUGGUUACCAUGAUGGUGGAAACAGAUGACCAAAGUCAGGAAAAAGUGAACAUCCUCCACAAAAUCAACAUGCUUUUUGUUGCCAUCUUCACCGGGGAGUGCAUCUUCAAAAUGCUGGCUCUGCGACACUACUACUUCACCAACGGCUGGAACAUUUUUGACUUUGUGGUUGUGAUUCUGUCCAUUGUAGGCACCGUACUUUCUGACAUCAUCCAGAAAUAUUUCUUCUCUCCCACACUCUUCAGAGUCAUUCGUUUGGCUCGGAUUGGCCGGAUCCUGAGACUCAUCCGGGGAGCCAAAGGAAUUCGAACUCUGCUCUUUGCCUUAAUGAUGUCCCUACCUGCCCUGUUCAACAUUGGCCUCUUGCUGUUUCUGGUCAUGUUCAUUUAUGCCAUUUUUGGCAUGGCUAACUUUGCCUAUGUGAAGAAGGAGUAUGGGAUUGAUGACAUGUUCAACUUCCAAACCUUUGCUAACAGCAUGCUCUGUCUCUUCCAAAUCACCACAUCAGCUGGCUGGGAUGGUCUUCUCAAUCCUAUUUUAAACACCGGACCACCGUAUUGCGACCCAAACCUUCCCAAUGCAAAUGGUUCAAAGGGAGACUGCGGGAGCCCUGCCGUAGGGAUUUUCUUCUUUGUUACGUAUAUCAUUAUAUCAUUUCUCAUUGUUGUAAACAUGUAUAUAGCCAUUAUUUUAGAGAACUUCAGUGUAGCCACUGAGGAAAGUACAGAGCCUCUAAGCGAGGAUGAUUUUGAUAUGUUCUAUGAAAUCUGGGAGAAGUUUGACCCCGAAGCCACUCAGUUUAUUGAGUAUUCUGCACUUUCAGACUUUGCAGACGCGCUGUCAGAACCUUUGCGCAUAGCGAAACCAAACAAAAUCAAACUCAUAGCGAUGGACCUGCCCAUGGUCAGCGGAGACAGGAUCCAUUGCUUGGAUAUUUUGUUUGCUUUUACAAAAAGGGUGCUAGGAGAAUCCGGAGAGAUGGAUGCCCUUAAAAUACAGAUGGAAGAGAAGUUCAUGGCAGCGAAUCCCUCUAAGAUCUCCUACGAGCCGAUUACAACCACCCUCAGGCGGAAGCAAGAGGAGGUCUCCGCCAUCGUCAUCCAGAGGGCCUACAGGAGACAUUUGUUCCGGCGCUCCAUGAAGCAGGCAUCCUACUUGUACCGGCACAGAACUUUGGAAAGCAGCAUCCUGGAGGACGAUGCGCCCGAGAAGGAGGGUCUCAUUGCGUUCAUGAUGAACGAAAACUACGGCAGGCCAAUAGACAAAUCAGAAACUCUGUCCUCCACCUCUUUCCCUCCAUCCUACGACAGCGUCACCAGAGGCACGAGUGAGAACCUCCAGCUGAAGAUAACGGACCUGAGCAAAAGCGAUGAGGCUAUAGAUUGUCUCCUCUCACCUGACAAGGAUAAAGAAUCAAUUGUUUAAGUGUUUGUUUAGAAUGCUUUAAAACAUUGUUUACAGAAUGUAAUGCUGUAACUACACAACGAUUGAAGCAGCCUUCUUAUUAAAAAUUAGUUGCAAAAGAAACAGUGGAGUUUUUACCCUUAACUACAGGAGUCUAAUAAGUCAUAUAACAUUUGACCCUGCUCUUUUUGACUUGGCUCAAUAUUUAUAUUUAUAUAUGCACAGGAAGAUUCUCUGCAGGGUCAUAGCUGUUAUAUCAAUGGUGUGAAUAAGAAUAGGCUAGACUGUAAAACAGUAAACACAGUGUAUAUCUAUCUACAGAUAAAGCCUGGCUGUAUACAUUCAUUUAAGGUCUUACUCAUAUUAGUGUGUUUACUUAUGGCGAUGUAUGACCUUGCAUUCUAAAAAGAAAAAAAAAAUCACAGCUGCUGUAGCAAAAUGUAACACUUACUGUAUAUGUUGUGAAUGGUCUUUCAUAAAUUUAUUAUAUUUGAUAUUUUUUUACUUAAAAAAAAAAAAGAA